GACUGAGACACGGAGCUAGGAGACAUUCCCGGUCAGGGUGGAUCACCAGCUGACGUCUCCCCCCCCUUGCUUUCAGUUCAGCCGUCAUCCUCGCCUCCUGCAGCCGGGGGGAGAAGACCAGCGGUCGCCACAAAAACAGGAAACUUGACACCCGCUGUCGCAUUUUGGCUCAGCCGCUGGGAAAGACUUGCACCCCCUCUGGUCCCCGCUCCACACCAACACGCAGCGAUGGACGAAAAGGCGUUUACGAAGGAACUGGAUCAAUGGAUCGAACAGCUCAACGAGUGUAAACAGCUGACGGAGGGACAAGUGAAGAAUCUGUGUGAAAAGGCCAAGGAGAUCCUGACCAAGGAGUCAAACGUCCAGGAGGUGCGGUGUCCCGUGACGGUGUGCGGCGACGUCCACGGCCAGUUCCACGACCUCAUGGAGCUGUUCAAGAUUGGCGGAAAAUCCCCCGACACCAACUACCUGUUCAUGGGCGACUACGUGGACAGGGGGUACUACUCGGUGGAAACCGUCACUCUGCUGGUGGCGCUGAAGGUACGUUUCCGCGAGCGCAUCACCAUCCUGCGAGGGAAUCACGAGAGCAGACAGAUCACACAAGUCUACGGCUUCUACGACGAGUGCCUGAGGAAGUACGGCAACGCCAACGUGUGGAAGUACUUCACGGACUUGUUCGAUUACCUCCCCCUCACCGCCUUGGUCGACUCUCAGAUUUUCUGUCUCCAUGGCGGCCUGUCGCCGUCCAUCGACACCUUGGACCACAUCAGGGCGCUGGAUCGCUUACAGGAAGUGCCUCAUGAGGGCCCCAUGUGCGACCUGCUGUGGUCGGACCCUGACGACCGCGGCGGCUGGGGCAUCUCCCCUCGGGGGGCCGGCUACACCUUUGGCCAGGACAUCUCGGAGACGUUCAAUCACGCCAACCGCCUCACGCUGGUGUCCCGUGCCCACCAGCUGGUCAUGGAGGGUUACAACUGGUGCCACGAGAGGAACGUGGUGACGAUAUUCAGCGCUCCCAACUACUGCUACCGCUGCGGCAACCAGGCGGCCAUCAUGGAGCUCGACGACACCCUCAAAUACUCCUUCUUGCAGUUCGACCCGGCGCCUCGCAGAGGGGAGCCCCAUGUCACCCGCCGCACCCCAGACUACUUCCUGUAACCUGCCACCUUUCUCUGAACAGCCUGUGGGGUGCCGCUAUUGGCAGGAUACGGAAGACGAGCGUGUCAGCCUUGAGUGGGACGGGGCUACGCAGCAGCAAAAACAUUGUACAUUCACACAAAGACCUAUUUAUGCAUUUAGCAACUAAAGAACUAGUAUGCUGUGUGUGUGUGCAUGUGUGUGUGUGUGCGUGCGUGUGGACGGACCAAACAGUAUGUGCCAUCAUCACCACAACAUGAAUUGCCAAGGUCUUGUAGUAAAUGUCACACUAAAUCAAUACUUCUCAAUAGUGGGGCAGGCCCCCCUUGGGGGGCGCGAGAGGCUUUCAUUUCAACGCAGACCUACCAACAUGUACACAUUUCUAGUACUCAACAUGCAAUUUGGCUCUUGAAUAUGCUUGUGUGCUCUCCAUUUUGUUGCGUUUCCUGGUUUCAUUUUGAAGUUCAGUCUGUACAGUACAGAUAAAGGAAUAAAUAUUAUCACUUAUUCUAAUAUUUCUAAUCAGGGGUGGGAGAGGGGCGGGAAAUGACGGAAGAUAAUUGAGAAGCACUGCACUACAUGAAGCAAGUCAGCUCCGUUAUUGGAAACAUAUAUACAUAGGCGAUAGGAUGAUCUGUUUGCACUUUUGUAAAUGUAAAGAAAUGUAACAUAUGAUUGCCAGAUGAAGAGAACAGGAACAUUUUUUUCUUUUUAAUAUAUCAAAGUCCCAAAUGAAGACGACGACGAUGGUGGUGUGUGUGUGUGUGUGAGGGGUGGGGAGUGAAGACAUGAUGAUGAAGCGUUCAUCCCCAUGACACAAGCCUGCCUGUAUUCAUCAUCCAAAGAUUGGAAGUAAUAAAGAUAAAGGUGGCUCCCUCA
Doryrhamphus excisus (bluestripe pipefish) is the source of this 2016-nucleotide messenger RNA. It is a transcript of the gene ppp2cab, whose product is annotated as protein phosphatase 2 catalytic subunit alpha b. The record is from RefSeq and is a predicted model, not a curated record. NCBI's taxonomy places the organism in Eukaryota, Metazoa, Chordata, Actinopteri, Syngnathiformes, Syngnathidae. Gene Ontology annotation, molecular function: protein serine/threonine phosphatase activity.